This is a messenger RNA of Rhipicephalus microplus (southern cattle tick), 354 nucleotides long. RefSeq lists its product as uncharacterized. NCBI's taxonomy places the organism in Eukaryota, Metazoa, Arthropoda, Arachnida, Ixodida, Ixodidae. The record is from RefSeq and is a predicted model, not a curated record.
AUGCAUUCGAUGGUCCCGACAGCCGCCUACCUGGUGGUAAUGCUAGCGACUGCGGAUCUGGUUCUAUCGGGCGGCGAGGUGGACGCGGAGUGCGUCCAGCGUUUUCGAGUGUGCGAGCAAGAGUGCGUCGCCGAGGCCGAGACCUCGAAGCAGAUGGCGGAGUGCACGCGGGGCUGCGAGAAGAAGCACAGCUGCAACCAACCCAGCUGUCCAGAAGACUUCGAUGACGACAAGUGCCUGCUGCAGACACCGUUCCUGAAGACGUGCUACGUGGACGCCAUGUGUCCCGAUGGAAGCCGGUGUUGCGCGACCGGAGACGAGGGCUGCGAAUGGCGAUGCACGAGACUCUUUUGA